AUUUCAACGUAUCAACUGCUACAUACCCCCACCCCUCGUGUAUUUCUAUAAAAUGAGAGAUGCAACUUCCAUCUAGUCUCAAACUAGGAAGGAUAACCCUUAGAUUAAGAGAAAAAUGGCAAAGUUAUGCAUAAUUUUUCUUCUUGCUCUUGUUGUAGCUCAUGCAACAGCAAGAGUUGUGCCUAGCGACAAAGGUCUGAAUGAGCAGAAGAACAUCCCUACAUUCGGUGGCACUGGUGGUGGUUUGGGGGUUGGAGUAGGUGUAGGUGUCGGCAUAGGCAUUGACGUUGGUGGACUCGGCGGUCUUGGGGGUGUUGUUGGGACAGGUGGACUUGGUGGUGAGGGUGAAAAUGGUGGCUUGGGAACUCUAGGCGGCCUUGGCGGUGGUGGUGGCAGCAGCGGCUUAGGUGGAAGUGGAGGUGCAGGCGGUGACGCCGGUGCCCUACCAUGCCCUUGAAGUUCAGUAAUUACCACAAACGUUGGCCUUUUAUGAGUUCAAGGUUGUUGUAUUUGUUGUUGCUUUGCUUUACUUUUGUCGCCUGUUAAAACAGUGUCCAGCGUUGCCUUGUUUCAUUUGUACGCAUGCCAAUUGAGGCUACCAAAAUAGGUUCGAUAAUCUUCAAAUUGAACUUUAUUAUGUUUUUGGUAUUAAGAACAA
Molecule: messenger RNA, 658 nt
Organism: Olea europaea var. sylvestris
Lineage: Eukaryota; Viridiplantae; Streptophyta; Magnoliopsida; Lamiales; Oleaceae
Product: glycine-rich protein 5-like
Exons: 1
Coding region: 116-457 (113 amino acids)
Source: RefSeq, a predicted model, not a curated record